Molecule: messenger RNA, 5566 nt
Organism: Gymnogyps californianus (California condor)
Lineage: Eukaryota; Metazoa; Chordata; Aves; Accipitriformes; Cathartidae
Gene: GNA13
Product: G protein subunit alpha 13
Exons: 4
Coding region: 1-1134 (377 amino acids)
Biological process (GO): Rho protein signal transduction; adenylate cyclase-activating G protein-coupled receptor signaling pathway
Cellular component (GO): heterotrimeric G-protein complex; brush border membrane
Molecular function (GO): G-protein beta/gamma-subunit complex binding; GTPase activity; D5 dopamine receptor binding
Source: RefSeq, a predicted model, not a curated record
AUGGCGGACUUCCUGCCGUCGCGUUCCGUGCUGUCGGGCUGCUUCCCCGGCUGCCUGCUCACCAGCGGCGAGGCCGAGCAGCAGCGCAAGUCCAAGGAGAUCGACAAGUGCCUCAACCGCGAGAAGACGUACGUGAAGCGCCUCGUCAAGAUCCUGCUGCUGGGCGCGGGCGAGAGCGGCAAGUCCACUUUCCUCAAGCAGAUGCGGAUCAUCCACGGGCAGGACUGGGACCGGGCGGCCCGCGAGGAGUUCCGCGCCACCAUCUACAGCAACGUGAUCAAGGGUGUGAGAGUCCUCGUAGAUGCCAGAGAGAAACUUCAUAUCCCUUGGGGAGAUCCUGCUAACCAGAGUAAUGGAGAUACGAUGAUGGCUUUUGAUACUCGGUCAGUCAUGGUGGUGCAAGGCAUGGUGGAGACGGCAGUUUUUUUACAGUACCUUCCAGCCAUAAGAGCUCUAUGGGCGGAUAGUGGUAUCCAGCACGCGUACGACAGGCGCAGAGAAUUCCAGCUGGGGGAAUCUGUAAAGUAUUUCUUGGACAACUUGGAUAAACUUGGAGAACAAGAUUAUCUUCCCUCACAGCAAGAUAUACUGCUGGCACGAAGACCCACAAAAGGGAUCCAUGAGUACGACUUUGAAAUAAAAAAUGUUCCUUUCAAAAUGGUUGAUGUAGGUGGCCAAAGGUCAGAACGGAAACGUUGGUUCGAAUGCUUCGACAGUGUGACAUCAAUACUCUUCCUUGUUUCCUCGAGUGAAUUUGACCAAGUGCUUAUGGAGGAUCGGCAAACAAAUCGCCUUACAGAAUCCCUGAACAUUUUUGAAACAAUAGUCAAUAACCGGGUUUUCAGCAACGUCUCAAUCAUUCUCUUCUUAAAUAAGACGGACUUGCUUGAGGAAAAAGUACAAAAAGUGAGCAUCAAAGACUAUUUUCCAGAGUUUGAAGGGGAUCCCCACUGCUUAACAGAUGUCCAAAAAUUCCUGGUGGAUUGUUUUCGUACUAAACGCCGGGACCAGCAGCAGAAGCCCCUCUACCACCACUUCACCACUGCUAUUAACACAGAAAACAUCCGGCUAGUUUUCCGUGAUGUUAAGGAUACCAUCCUUCACGACAACCUCAAGCAGCUUAUGUUACAGUGAUGUGCAAAAAGACAUUUUUGAGUAACUUUUGUGUGUUUGUUUUUUUUUUUUAACUAGAAGUUUACAGCAGGAGUAGAGAAAUCCAGAUCCUGUCAGACUUCUUGAUAUGUGGCUAAAAGCUGCUGCUGAACACAUUAUUGCCAAUUUCUGCAGAAAUUCAGGCUUAAUCUCUUCCAGUGUAGCUUCAGGUUGACUCAAGUUGUAAUUUUAUAGCAGACCUAUGUCUAAGUUACCUGUAAAGUGAUAAAUUUGACCUUUUACAAACAUGUAUAUUAUCCUAGAAAAUUCAUUCCACCUUCAGAAUUCCAAGUCCAAACUUCAGUGGAAUUGUUGCAAUUGUUAGACUGUGGCAGUAAUUUAAGAGGGGGGAGAAACUUUUCACAUCUAACUUCAUUAUGAAGACUGUGAUACUAUAGCUGACUUAUGAUUUCUCAGGUCUAUUGCUGGUUAGAAAUCCCAUAAAUCCCUUGCUGGAAUCAUCUAUUUGAAGGUAGGAUUCCUGGGUGUAACGUACUUCCUGUUCAAGUAUAAAUCUUUGCAUGGGGUUUGACUGGGAGGUGCUUUAAAAAUACUGAGAUUGGGAGCUUCAGACAUAUCUGGCAGGAAGUACGAACGCAGGCAGAAGUCUAGUGACGAGGAAUUAGUGAAUGGCACAGUACACGGUUUCACUCUCUUGCAUUGUACGUAUGUCUUAGAGCCAUGGCAAAGCACAGAGCACUAUGAUACGGUCCUCUUGAAAUUCUGAUGUGGGAAGGGGGAGCAAGCUAAACUUGUAUUUCUUAUCUUCACUAACCAGAUGUUACCUGUAGGUACCUUACCUGUUCUUGAAGCGCUUUAAUAUAGCACUGGUUUAUUUUUACUUUCUUCAUGACUUCUUACAGUGUGCCUCAUCUUAAUCAGUAAGCGUUUGGUGAUGGAUAGAAGUACUUGCAAACCUAAGUGCCUCCUUGUGUUCUGUCCUCCUACGGUAUUUUCAGUGGCCUUAUGUGAGCAUAUGUGUUCCCAGCAGAGGCCUUGUGUAGCUGACACCGUGAAGAUGAAUGUUUUCUUCUGAAAAAAGAACAUGUCACAGCAGAACGUGCUUCAGCUGAUGAGGUUCUUUCUGAGACUUUCCAGUUCGGUCUAGCAAUCCUAAGUGUACUUGAGCCAAAUAUGUUGCACAGCAUACUCCAGAGUGCUGCUUGUGACUAAGAAUAUUUUACCAAAAGCUCCAUUGCAGUUACAUUUUUUGGGGGUGUGUGUGGUGGGGUGGGUGUAACCGUUGCCAUGGGAUUAAAAAAAUAAUAAAAAAUACUUCUUGCCCCAAAAUCCUCAUACACCACACAGCAUACUACAAAAUGAGAGUAAGCCUGUGAGCUUGUGUUUUAAAAAGUAGUGCCGCUACCAGGUUUCCCCCAGACUGUAGUGUCAUGUAGGCAGUUCAGCUUGCCACUUUGCCCCAUGGAACUGGCCAAUUCCUGUGGAUCAUGAUGGUGGCCAAUACUUUCUUAAAUGAAUUUUUAUUAACAUACUGCACAUGUGACAAGCGGUGCGACACAAUAUUCUCACCACUUGGAGCAGUGUUCCUGCUAGAACAUAGGAAAGCUGUCCAUCUUCUGAACUUAGCCUUUUACUUACUGUGAUUGUAAGUUGUAUUAACAUCUCUGUACCUCGUUCUCCUGUAAGUAGAAGGGGAAUAGUGUAUUUUUAUUUAGUUAGGUGCUUUGAAAGACCUCUAUUUUUUUAUAUCAUCCAAUAAGUAGUCAUAGAUUAAUCUGCGAUUUCUGCGAUAAGGCACUAUUUUGGGGGGAAAGAAUUCUGGAAAGAGCUUGGGAGAAGUCACAGUGCAUAAUCUAAACAUAAAGUCUGGGUGCAACACUGAUGUCGGGAGGAUUAAUAUAAUCUUUAGAUGGGGAUAUUUAAUGUAGAUUUUGCCUCCUUCCUGGACAUGGAUAAGAUUACUUCUGGUUUGAUGUGUUCAGGUCAUAUGUGAGCAAUUCAAGAAGGAUGAUGAAGUAGAGACCUCAAAAAAGGCUAGUGAAGCUAUUUAAAGGAUUGGACAACAUCCCUGUAAUGGGAGUCCAGAAGUUCUCCAUUUCCCUCUCUGGAGAAGGAUGACAGGUUGAUUUGGUUGAGCUAUAAAUGCUACAUAAGCAGACAACAAACCCCUGCCUGGUAGCCACAAAGUCCAGUGUUGGAAAACAGACAUUGAACAAAUCCAUGCCCUUAUUAGUCAACAAGAGGAGUAGUAGGUUUGGUUUUUUUCCUUUGCUGACAGUUGUCUGAACAAGUUUCUUUUUUGAAAAGAGACUUAUCUCUGCUCUGAUUAAAAUAAUUAAUUUGGAGAGGGUCCGUAGUAUGUGUUUUGCAGGAUGUCAGACUAGAUGAUUGCAGAAAAGACUAAAGACUGGAUAGUGGAUGAUAUGAAGUUUACCAGGAAUUUGUCUAAACAAAAUUGUUUAUGUAAAAUGUUGAUGAAUUUUGUGCCAAGGGACCUGUUAACUUACUAAAGAUCCUCAAAACUGAUGUCAGUCUAAGGAUAUAGUCGGUAUCACCAAGGCGCUGAGCACUUCUGAUGUUAGCUAAAGUGGGAAAAAUAUUCAGCAGGCUUCUCCCCUGAACCAACACAUAAAACCUGGUUUUAAUCCUUUCAGAUCACUUUCCCUGUGAACACCAGGGCCUGUAAGAGAGCCAGGUAGACCCCGCAAUGUUGGGUCACUUCUGACAAAGUAGGCCCUGGUAGAAAAGCACUAUAUGAAUCUCAGGCAGAAAUGAAUUAUUUUAAUGAAAUGAUUGAAUCAAAUCACUUGCGUUUCCCACUCCCACUUCUUUAGGGGGGUGAGGCAACUAACCUUGAUGUAACUGUUUACAUGGUUCCUAUGUUAACAUACUGGCUAAACAAACCGAAUCAACGUUUGGCUUUUCCAUCUUCAAACUUACUCUUCAUUAGCUACCUGAAAAGGAGCACAGAGUGUACUGUUGUAUUUCUUUUUAGAUUUGUUUCUAAAUAUUAUUUCUUCAUAGCAGGAUAUAGUUUUGGUACAAGAGCUAAAGGAUUGAUGUUUUGAACAGACUGAUUUUUAUCCUGAAGCAAACAAAUGAGUCACAGUUGGCUAGUAAGAGUGAAGCUUGUUCAUGUGAACCAGUCUGUGGUACAAGGUCAGGACAUACUUCUAGUGAAGGUGGGAAAGCAGGUAGAAAAUCAAGUUUCCCAAAACUUUCUUAGUUCUCUUUGAUGGAGUGAGCUCUGUUAAAAAGAUCACUGACCGUAUGGAGAUAUACCACUGUCUUGUACAGCCUUCCUGUACUUGAAGGUGAAAUCGGUGUUUUAGCUGCAGUUCCCUGCUGCAGUGCGUUAAACUGAGUUGAUCGAUACCUGAAAACUGUGGCUGUUCAUCAGGGCUUUAAAAAUUUUACUUUUUUUUAUAUAUUGUAUGUGGGAGCGUAAGCCAUCAGUUUGUGUAAAACUUAAGCUUUCUUCUAGAAUAUCUGCUCUUAAAAAAAAAAAGUAAUGUGGGUUCAUUGAUCUCAAAGGCUGUAUAUUGGACUCAUUUGUCUAGUAAGUGGCUUUAAAUUUUGCCCAUCAAAAUUAUUCUAGCAAAUUGCGUAGAUCAGGUGGGUGUUUCAAGCUUCAUGACACUUGGCUAGUAAUAGUAUUUAUGAUCAGUCCCGGAUAGCUUGGUCAAACUGCAUCUGCUUGCCAUGUUUGGGAGCAACUCACUGCUUAAAGACUGAGAACUGUGCGUGUUUAACAUGUCCAUUGCCAUCAGAAGACUUCUCUGGUUAUUUCUCUUUAAGGAUGGUUGCAGAAGGUUCAUUUUCCAACAAUAACAUUUCCUGUUUCAAAACAAUCAGAAGUUUCAUGCCAUACCGAAUUGUUCACCAGUUAACUUUACAGGUCUUAUCUAUUUGAUGGUACCAUUAACAUAGGUUUUUUUUUUUUAAUUACACAGCAUUGCAAUACAGUGCUAUUUUGCAAUUUCUUUGCAUUGUACUUGAAAAGAAGUUGAAUUGCAGACUAUUUAAAACCGCUUUCCUGCGCUUUCAGUAGCAGUGAGAGCUUACCUUAAUUGAAGCCUUUAUGUAAAAAUAUAUUUUGUAACAACCUCAUAGAUCUUUAACAAAACCAAGAUUUGUAUUAGCUUUGUAUAAAUGUUUGUGGCUUACAAUUUUAUAUGUUUAACUUUUUAUAAACUUUCCAGGGACUACUUUUUAUUGUAAAUUUUUUUUUCUCCUUGCUUUAGUUUAAGAUUGGCAAUAAAUUAUUUCUAAGGGAGGUCUUAGAAGAAAAAGCAUCACUUUCUUUUUAUAAAACGGUUAAAUUGAUUAAUAGUUUAAAACCUCUUACACUCGCUUGUACAUUGCUCUGUACAUACUCUCCAAAAGUGUUGCCUUUCAGCUAUUAAUAUUUGCCUUGUGUACAAAAAUUACUGACGAUGAAUAAACACAUACA